AUGCAGCUCGCACGAAAAGCCGUAUACACUCCUCACGAGAACGAGAGUGGGAGAUUUUGGCUAAAAUUCGGAGGACGCACCAUCAACUUUAUCAUGACCAACGAGAAGCAGGAUAAGAAUGAUGCCGAUGAUCCAGGCUCAGAGCCACUCAGAGGACCAUUCGAAAGGGGCAUGUGGGUUGGAUUUGGCACGAGGAACUUCAAGGAUGAGAAAGUAGGAAACAAGGAAGAUACGAACAAGAUCAGUGAGAUGGAUGAUAAAGGCCUUGAUAUGAAGUGA
Messenger RNA from Botrytis porri, 279 nucleotides. RefSeq lists its product as uncharacterized. The record is from RefSeq and is a predicted model, not a curated record. The transcript has 2 exons. The coding region runs from base 1 to 279 and encodes 92 amino acids. Lineage: Eukaryota; Fungi; Ascomycota; Leotiomycetes; Helotiales; Sclerotiniaceae.